AUGAACCAAAGGGGAUUGCCCUUCUUAAAUGCGAGAGCUGAUUCCAUUCCUAACCAUUGCUAUAGGGCUUUAAAGAACUAUGGAAAUGCCAAUUCAGUGACUUUGCCAGAGACUUUAUUGUUCGUUUCAACUCUUGAUGGGAGUUUACAUGCAGUUAGCAAGAGAACAGGGUCAAUUAAAUGGACUUUAAAGGAAGAUCCUGUACUUCAGGUGCCACUACACAUGGAAGAUCCUAGGCCAGCAUUUCUGCCGGAUCCUAACGAUGGAAGUCUCUACACUCUUGGUGGCAAGAAUAAUGAAGGCUUAACUAAACUGCCAUUCACCAUCCCUGAGCUCGUCCAGGCGUCCCCUUGCCGUAGUUCAGAUGGAAUUCUGUACAUGGGGAAGAAGCAGGACAGCUGGUACGUGGUAGACCUCACAACAGGAGAAAAACAGCAGACUUUAACCUCUUCAUUUGCCGAAAGCUUGUGCCCAUCUACCUCACUGCUGUAUCUUGGCCGAACAGAGUAUACCAUCACAAUGUACGAUACCAAGAGUAAGGAACUCCGCUGGAAUGCCACUUACUUCAACUACGCAGCCACAUUGCCUGAUGAAGACGUUCAAUAUAAAAUGUCCCACUUUGCAUCUAAUGGAGAUGGACUAGUGGUAACUGUGGACAGCGAGUCAGGGGAUGUCUUGUGGAUCCAGAAUUAUGGCUCCCCUGUUGUGGCUUUUUACAUCUGGCAGCGGGAAGGCUUAUGGAAAGUGAUGCACACCAACGUGGGAGUUGAAACCCUACGCUACUUGACGUUCAUGUCUGGUGAAGUUGGGCGCAUCACUAAAUGGAAAUACCCAUUUCCCAAAGAAACAGAGGCCAAAAGCAAACUGAUGCCCACGCUUUAUGUAGGGAAAUACUCUACUGGCUUAUACGCUUCGCCAUCUAUGGUACAUGAAGGAGUGGCUAUUAUGCCUCGGGGAAGCCCCAUUCCAUUGAUAGAAGGCCCCAAAACACAGGGUGUCACCAUUGAAGAAUGUGUGAUCACCCCAAGUACUGAUCUAAGGUUUCAGCCUGGAUUUAAAUCAAAGAAAGGACUCCAUUAUCUGAGGAACCAUUGGCUUUUAAUAGGGCAUCAUGAGACACCAUUAUCAGCCCCAACCAGGAUCCUAGAGAAAUUUCCAAGCAAUUUGCCAAAGCGUCAGGAAAACGUGAUCCCAGCAGAUUCAGACAAGACUGUUUUUGAAGAGGCAAUUAAUAUGGCUGGAAGUCCUGGAAAAAAUUUGCCCCACCCUGUUUCAGAGAAUGCUGGAGAGACGACCAGUCCAACUACGCCCCGACCAGAGACUCCAGUUGAUUCCAUCCUGAAGGACUUUGCCACUGUUAUCUUAAGCACUUUCCUGCUUGUUGGCUGGGUAGCUUUUGUUAUCACAUAUCCCAUGAGCAUGCACCAUCAGCAACAACGUCAGCAUCAGCAGUUCCAGAAACAGAUAGAAGAAAAGCUACAGUUGUUGAAGCAGCAGCCCUUCACACCUGCCAUAGAUCUUCCUCCCGAGGCAGAACUUCUGGAUGGCUCUUGUGUCAGGCAAGAUGGCUCAGCCACCAGUUCACCAAACAUGUCGCCGAAGACAUCAAACCACUCUGCGUAUUCCAACAUCUCUGCCUCUGAUGUUGGAAGCUGCCUUUCCACUGAACCAGAAGGAGAUGGAAACUCAGGCACCAUUGUGGUUGGAAAGAUUUCAUUCAAUCCAAAGGAUGUUCUCGGACAUGGAGCUGAGGGAACAAUUGUUUACAGGGGCACGUUUGACAACAGAGAUGUUGCUGUGAAGAGAAUUCUCCCUGAAUGUUUCAGCUUUGCUGACCGGGAGGUCCAGCUGCUGCGUGAAUCUGACGAACACCCUAAUGUAAUCCGCUAUUUCUGCACAGAGAGGGACCGUCAGUUCCAGUAUAUUGCUCUGGAACUCUGUGCUGCCACUUUACAAGAG
This is a messenger RNA of Python bivittatus (Burmese python), 1959 nucleotides long. The record is from RefSeq and is a predicted model, not a curated record. NCBI's taxonomy places the organism in Eukaryota, Metazoa, Chordata, Lepidosauria, Squamata, Pythonidae.